Messenger RNA from Rana temporaria (common frog), 1967 nucleotides. RefSeq names its product allograft inflammatory factor 1 like (gene AIF1L). The record is from RefSeq and is a predicted model, not a curated record. NCBI's taxonomy places the organism in Eukaryota, Metazoa, Chordata, Amphibia, Anura, Ranidae. Gene Ontology annotation, biological process: ruffle assembly; actin filament bundle assembly. Gene Ontology annotation, molecular function: calcium ion binding; actin filament binding. Bases 114 to 563 code for a protein of 149 amino acids. The transcript is spliced from 6 exons. Gene Ontology annotation, cellular component: actin filament; ruffle membrane.
ACAGCCAAUGUUAGCUGCUUCCCAGAGCCAUCUGCUCAAGAGCGAGGAGAUUGUCACUAGUGUGUGCAUCUAACAGCUCAGAAGCUAAUCUCCGCACUCAGACACAAGUCAGCAUGACGAGCAACAACAACAGAACUCAAGGUGGGAAAGCCUUUGGGAUCCUGAAGGCCCAGCAAGAAAUGAGGUUGGAAGAGGUCAAUAAGGAAUUCUUGUCAGAUGAAAAGUACUAUGACAUUGAGGACAUAGAGGAAAAACUGGAGUCCUGUAAAAGCAAAUUCAUGGAUUUUGACCUGAAUGAUCAAGGAGAGAUUGACAUGAUGGGCCUAAAAAUGAUGAUGGAGAAAGUUGGGGUCCCAAAAACUCACUUAGAAGUGAAAAAGAUGAUCGCAGAAGUGACGGGUGGAAACAGUGAAUCCAUUUGCUACCGGGACUUCAUUAAAAUGCUGCUUGGGAAGCGAUCAUCUAUUCUGAAAAUCAUUAUGAUGUUUGAAGGAAAGGCCAACGAAACGCCACUAAAGCCUGCAGGCCCCCCACCGAGGAGAGACAUCAGCAGCCUUCCAUGAAGUGACAAGAUGGCGGCCUGCACCAUCUUCCUGUGUACAAAGCCAAACGUUGUUCCAAGCACUGCUACAAAGGACAUUCCCUGCAGACAAAGUGCCUUGAGAGGACGAAUUUCACUCUCACACCUCCUCCCCCUCCUCAUUUCUCUAUUUUAUCGACCAACUUUUUUCUUUCCUGGACUGUCCUAUAGAGCUUCUACUAUUUAUUACAGGGAAGACGAUUCAGUGACACAUUGUGGGCCUUUAUGUAGAAAAAGUGUCUGAAAUCAAAGAGUCUGAAUAGGUUUCCUGAAAAUGAAAGGCAAGAUCUCAUUGGUUGCUGGGCAAAGCGAAGAUGCUCUUUUAUGCACAUGCCCGGUGCGACGGAGGCCAUUGAUGUAGAAUGGUCAAGUUUUAAAGAUACGGACACCUUACCAGCCCAUUUAAUACAGCCAAGCUAAUGUUAUGCAAAAUACAAUAAUCCUUACCUAACUAAUACGAUUUAUGGUGGUCAUCACACUGGUGAAAGCUAUUGCUAGAGUCCUUGCCACCCCUCUGAAAAGUGAUCCAUAGUGGAACACUUUUUUCAGAGGGUGUAUGGCAGUGAGGAUGUGACAUGUCCCCUUGCAGCAAUUACAUCGCCUCCCUCUAUGCCUAAAUGGGUCAUGUUCAGCAGCGGUACCAUAUGCUGUUUAAUUUAUGUCACAGCCUCAAAGCAUAGCAGAGUGGCUUUCUGUAGGUGGACGGCACAACUGUGGCUUAAGCCCUUUUACAACCCCUUAGUCGCCCAUGUCAACAAGCCCAAUGGGCACAUUCACACUUGCUGCUGGGGGAGGUAAAAAUAGAUGGUUGGGCCAUGGUCUUAAUGCCCUCCCCCCAACACCAAAUCCAACACAGCGACCUGAAGGGAGUUGUGGGCAAAAAUGUCACCACCCUCCACGUCACAUUUGGCGGCCAGUACUGCUUGCUGAACAUGACCUAUUCAAGUGAAUGGGUUCACACUGUAAUGGCCCUGCAAUGUGUGCAAUAUACAUGGUUGUGGUGUGGUAGGGUGGGCUUUUAAGGGUUAAAACAGGUGGUGUGCCAUCUGUCAAGUAUCCUAUGAAAAGCAGUCCAUGGCGGAUUGCUUUUUAGAGGGGUGACAAGGGCUGUUGCAGUUGUUUUCUAUGUGCCCUUGCAGUUACUGGCGUUGAGCAUGUGCAGAAAAUCACCAGUCAUCGCACAAAGUGUGAACGAGUUCUUAAAGCCCAACUCUAGGAAUAGUGAAAAUCCUCCAUUGCAGUGGGAUAUUCCCUGUACUGCAAGGGUUAUAUGCUUGUUUAGGUCUAGAGCAGUGGGGGCACAGGGGUGCUUCCCCCCUAAUCCAUGCGCCCAGCCCCUAAUCCACAAGCAGGGCACAUAAUUAGAGCCUGAGGCUAUAAUUUGCAU